Messenger RNA from Ostrea edulis (European flat oyster), 1115 nucleotides. Its product is annotated as E3 ubiquitin-protein ligase Trim36-like. The record is from RefSeq and is a predicted model, not a curated record. Lineage: Eukaryota; Metazoa; Mollusca; Bivalvia; Ostreida; Ostreidae. Gene Ontology annotation, molecular function: zinc ion binding. The transcript has a single exon. Bases 1 to 654 code for a protein of 217 amino acids.
AUGCAUCCCCGGCGCAGUGCUCAGGAAGUCCUACUGUGUGACCUCUGUGAAACUGUCCCCCUACAGAGUCACUGUGAACUCUGUAAUAUAAAUCUCUGUGUUAACUGUGCAGUAAAGCAUCUCUCAGACUCGUCUAAAAGACACAAAGUCGUGCCCUUUUUACACAGAAAGUCUACUCCUAACUACCACAAAUGUCCAGACCACGCCGAUAAACACUGCAAACAUUACUGUGAAAAAUGCGACAUUCCUGUCUGUUCUACCUGCGCCUUAUUUGGAAAACACAAAGGUCACGAAAUAUCAGAUAUUCUGGAAAAACUCAGCGCUAAAACAGAAAGUUUACAAAAAGAUCUAGAAGAAUUAGAGAAGAGAAUGUAUCCCCGAUAUGAAAAAAUGGCGUCUGAUGUCGAAACUGAGAAAGCCGAAUUAGAAAUGAAAUACGGGAAACUGACGACAGAUGCCGAUGAACAAGGAGAAAUCCUGCACCGGGAGAUCACCGCCAUUGUCAACCGACGGAAAUCCGCCAUUGCGGAGAUGAAAACUAAACAUCUGGACGCGCUACAUAAAAACACAGAAGAAAUCACACAGAAAAUGGCGGAACUCAAACAGAUCAUGUCCGACUUGAAAUCAAUGCUAAAAUCAAAUGACGUCUCCUGAACCUCUACUUACAAAUCUAGGAAUUCCGAAUUUAGAACAUUACCUCCUAAAGUCCGAGUCACAUUACCGAGUUUCUCUCCUCAGAAAAUAAACAAAGAUCAGCUCAAUGAAAUGUUUGCUUCUCUGCCGCCAUUAUCCAUUAACACAGAACAUGGCGACACAAUGAAGUCAGCAGAAGCUGUAUCGUCUCCUCCAGUCAAACCACUGCUUGAUGAGCCGCGCGUCACCGCCGCCAUAGACACUGGGUAUAACACUGAGUAUAGCUAUCUAUACAGUGUUAGCUGUCUGAGUGAAGAUCAAGUCUGGACAUGCGGGGAUAACGAAACCAUGAAGCUGCUCAACCUCCAGAGUAAACUACUGACAUCAAUACAAACCAAGUCAGGGAACGAACCAGAGGACAUAGCAGUGACACGGGACGGAGAUCUUGUUUAUACUGACUAUCAUGAUAACACUAUAAACUU